GAGAUCAGCUUCUCCAAGGGGCGCCACCACUCCGCCUCCCGCCUCUUCGCCGGGCGGCGCACCCUGCAGUGGAUCCAGAACCAGACGGAGUGGCUCUCCGACGAGGCCGAGUGGGGGCAGCUCAGGGCCAAGUACGGCUCGGAGCCGGGCCAGCUGACCGGCAUCGUGACUCACGCUGGCAAGCGCGGCGGCGACUACAUGGACCACGCCAUCAUGCUGGGCCGCUCGCUGGUGGAGAAGCUGCCGGAGUUUCCGCGGGUGGCGAUCACGGUGGAGGGCAUAUCGGAGCACGACCAGGAUCGGGGGACGCGCUCCGGCGCGCGGGCUGGCACCUCGUCCAGGUGGCGGACUGGGGCGGCAGCCACUGCGGGGAGAAGUGCGCGGCCAACUUCCUGGGCCGCUGGGCGGACAGCUUCGAGAAGCUGCACGCCUUCCGGGUCCCCUUCAAGAGGGUGCUCUUCAUGGACGCCGACACGUACGUGUUCAAGAGCGAGCUGCGCGACGUCAUC
Molecule: messenger RNA, 509 nt
Organism: Prorocentrum cordatum
Lineage: Eukaryota; Dinophyceae; Prorocentrales; Prorocentraceae
Source: the annotation of a GenBank genome assembly